AUGGCGGAACAAGAGCUGCGUCGGAUCUUGGGGGAAACCCCAAACGACCCGAUCGCCCACGCCACGUUGGCCCUUUGUUUGGCUGAAAUGGGGAAAUACGAGGAGGCCAGCCAGGAGGCGGGCACCGCGAUCGAACUCGCGCCUGAGCAUCCGUAUGGCUUUUACGCGCAGGCGGUGGUCUUUCAAAAGCGGAAUCGAUUCGACGAGGCUGAAGUGGCGAUUCGCCACGCCAUCGAUCUGAAUCCGGAAGAUCCCGAUUUCUAUGCUCACUUGGGGCAAAUUCGCCUCAACCAAAGCAAGUGGGAAGCCGCUCUGGAGGCCGCCGACGAAGGGCUGAAGAUCGAUCCCGAGCAUGUCGACAGCACGAACAUCAAAGCCCGCGCGUUGGUGAAGACGAACCGCAAGGCGGAUGCUCAGGCGGCGAUCGAAGGAGCGUUGGCACGCGACCCGGAGAACUCGUGGAGCCACGCCAACCUGGGCUGGACGUUGCUGGACGAGGGGAAGUACCAGAAGGCGAUGGAGCACUUUCGCGAGGCACUUCGUCUGGAGCCCAACAACGAAUGGGCCCGGAUGGGCAUUGUCGAAGCGCUGAAGGCCAAACGGAUUCUGUACCGGCCCAUGCUGUGGUACUUCUUGUGGAUCUCGAAGUUCAGCGGACGCGGACAAUGGAUGAUCAUCCUGGGGGCAUUCUUAGGAGUGCGAAUCCUCAGAUCCUUAGCCGACCAAAACCCUUCGCUGGCACCAUGGGUGACGCCGAUUGUGGUGGUUUACGCCGUGUUCGCACUUUCAACGUGGAUUGCGAGCCCGCUAUUCAACCUGAUGUUGUUUCUCGACCCGUUCGGCCGCAUGGCACUCUCGCGAGAAGAGAAGAUCACGGCCAGCAUCGUGGGCUUGUGUGUGCUGGGGUCGCUACUCUGCCUGGGAAGUGUGGCGCUCGGCGUUGGGUCUUCCGGCCUUCUGGCGGCCGCGGCGUUUGCAUUGCUGAUCCCGCCGGUGUCGCGGAUCUACCAUUGCGAAGAGGGUGCCCCGCGGAUCACGAUGGUCGUUAUAUCCAGCGGGUUGGCGGCGCUGGGUCUGAUCGGCAUGGCCGGUCUGUUCCUGGGUGACCCGGAAGGUAGCGACGGCCAGAAGGUUCUCGCCACCCUGGGUGGUCUCGCUUUGCUGGGCUUCCUGGUGGGGGCUAUCGCUUCGCAGUUUCUGGCGAAUGUGCUGGCGGGAUGGCGGAGUAAGAAGGAAUUUCCGAUGAAGCGUUUCCUUAUCCUGGGCACAGUGGUGUUGGUGGUGUGUGUGGCCGCAGUGGGCUAUUACGCCUGGGCAGAGAAAGCGAACCAAGACGAACUGCAAGCUCUCCGCAAUCGCGAGGUCGCGCCUCCGCCGGCGGCCGUAGAGCCCGUGGAGACGGAAACGGCAGCGGUUGAAACUGAGGAGCCCGAGGUCGAACUCACGGCCGACGAGGUUUUAGGGCUGGCCGAGAAGCGUUGGGACACCAUCGACAACUACCACUGCACGACGGUGGUUUAUCUGGCGAGGGGUGAAGACUCUGAGAACAAGGUGCUCGAUGUGGAGUUCAUGAAGCCGAACCUGUAUCGCAACACCGUGAUCGAAGGCGAUAACGAAGGGGCGGUCGUCACGCUGAAUUCCGAGGGCGUGAUUCACGGGAAGCAAGGCGGGCUGUUCUCAAUGGUCGUGCUUACAUUGGAACCCGACGACGAACGCCUUGCCGGUCUGCGAGGCCGACGGUUCUUCGAAACGGCCUGGGGUGUCGAAUACCAGGAAGUUCGUGACGCCGUGGCCGGCGGAUGGGAACUGACACGUCUAGAAGACCAGGAGUUGGACGGCGACAUGUGUUAUGUCGUGACAGCCAGUGGCGAAACGGAAGGCGACGACUUGACCGAACGCCAGAUCUGGAUCGAUCAAGAGACCCAUCUGCCUCGUCGUUUGUAUGAGUUCGCCGGCGAAGAUGUGGUCCGCGACGCCAAGUUCAUUAACGUCGAACUGAAUGCCGAACCCGCCGAAGGCACAUUCAGUUUGAAAUGA
This is a messenger RNA of Cladocopium goreaui, 2037 nucleotides long. The record is from the annotation of a GenBank genome assembly. Lineage: Eukaryota; Dinophyceae; Suessiales; Symbiodiniaceae.